Molecule: messenger RNA, 3821 nt
Organism: Diospyros lotus (date-plum)
Lineage: Eukaryota; Viridiplantae; Streptophyta; Magnoliopsida; Ericales; Ebenaceae
Product: exocyst complex component SEC8
Exons: 27
Coding region: 165-3392 (1075 amino acids)
Biological process (GO): exocytosis; Golgi to plasma membrane transport
Cellular component (GO): exocyst
Source: RefSeq, a predicted model, not a curated record
UCUUUCCAUGUCCUCUAUCUCAUUCUCGUUCUCGACUCUCUCUCUCUCGUCUCUCUAUCCGAGCGCUGUCAAUCACUCUCUCUCUCUCUGUUCGUCUCUCCCCUCGCUUCAAGUCUGCAUCAGUGACUCUACUUCCUCCUUCAACGCGAGCUGAUUGGUUCGAAAUGGGGAUUUUCGAUGGGUUGCCUGUUUCCAGAGACAAAGCGUUCUUAAAGGAGGAACUUUCGAGAAUAGAUGAAAGCUGGGCUGCUGCCCGUUUCGACUCAUUGCCCCACGUUGUUCAUAUUCUGACAUCCAAAGAUCGUGAAGGGGAAGUCCAGUUUCUGAAGGAGCAGAGUGAUAUUGUUGAGGAAGUGGUGGAUGAAGUAGUUCACGCUUACCACGGGGGCUUCAACAAAGCAAUUCAGAAUUAUUCCCAGAUUUUGCGUUUGUUUAGUGAGUCUACUGAAAGUAUUGCUGUCCUAAAGGUUGAUUUGGCUGAGGCAAAGAAGCUUCUCGGUGCCCGUAACAAACAAUUACAUCAGUUCUGGUACCGGUCUGUUACAUUGCGUCACAUUAUCUCCCUGUUAGAUCAAAUUGAGGGCAUAGCAAAGGUUCCCAGCCGUAUUGAAAAGCUCACUUCUGAGAAGCAAUUUUAUGCAGCUGUACAGUUGCAUGUUCAGUCAACACUCAUGCUUGAGAGAGAGGGCCUUCAAACGGUUGGUGCACUUCAAGAUGUUCGCUCUGAAUUAACAAAGUUACGUGGAGUUCUCUUUUAUAAAAUUUUGGAGGAUUUGCACGAUCAUCUUUACAACAAGGGUGAAUAUAGCUUAGCUUCGUCGAGUAUAAAUGACAGGGAUGAUGAAGUGCCGACCACCAGUGUUGCAUUUUCAGUGAACAGUUCACAACCUCUCUCUCGAAGAACCAGGCUACUAAAAGGUGACAAUCAGUUUGGUGCUUUUGGGCUUGGAGAUGGAUCUUAUAGACCUAGUUCUGUUGAUGGGGGGUCAUCAUUUGAUGGCCAUGAUGAAGAUGGUGGUGUGGAGAUAGGUGAAGUUGCAUCAGAUGGGCAUACUGCAAUAAGGGCCAAUGGCGGUGAUACUACUCCGAAGGAUGUGAAAUUAGUUUCUCGUCAGAUUCCGACUUGGCUUUCACAUUCCACUCCUGAUGAAUUUGUUGAAGUCAUGACUAAGAGUAAUGUUCCACUUCAUGUGAAGUAUUUACAAACAAUGGUCGAGUGUCUCUAUCUACUUGGCAAAGUUGCAGCUGCUGGUGCUAUGAUAUGCCAAAGAUUGCGUCCCACAGUUCAUGACAUUAUCGCUGGCAAGAUUAAAGCUCAUGCAGAGCACUUUAAUUGCUCAAGGGCUGAGUUUGAUCGGGUUGCCCAAACGGCUACUGCUGGUCUCCAUUAUCUGAAAGGACAGUUGGAGGGCUAUCAGUUGACAAAGCAGAAGCGGCAAAAUGGAAUAUCAUUGACUGGAACGCUAUUGGCAGUCAGCCCAGUUUCGCCUGUGAUGGCUCCAAUGGGAACUGCACAGACUGCAGCCAAGGAACUUCUUAAUUCAAUUUUUGAUACUGUCGUUCGGAUAUUUGAGAACCAUGUUAUUGUUGGGGAGCUUCUAGAAUCAAAAUCCUCACAACAAAGUGACAUGAACACACCAAAGUCAAUGGCGGAGAUAAAUUGGAACUCUGAUCCUGAAGCUUCUCAUGGUACUGGAGGUUACAGUAUUGGCUUUUCCUUGACAGUAUUGCAGAGUGAAUGCCAACAGCUCAUAUGUGAAAUUCUUCGGGCAACUCCUGAAGCUGCAUCUGCAGAUGCUGCUGUACAAACAGCUCGACUUGCAAACAAGGUUUCUUCCAAGCAAAAGAGGGAUGCUUCAGAAGAUGGUCUUACCUUUGCUUUUCGGUUCACAGAUGCUACUGUAUCUGUUCCUAACCAGGGGGCUGAUCUUCUUCGCCAAGGGUGGGGUAGGAGUCGUCCUAAUGUACUCCAGGAAGGUUAUGGGACUGCUGCUUUCUUACCUGAGCAAGGCAUAUAUUUAGCAGCAUCUGUGUACCGGCCAGUUUUGCAGUUUACAGAUAAGGUUGCUUCAAUGCUGCCUCAAAAGUAUUCCCAACUAGGGAAUGAUGGAUUGCUGGCAUUUGUGGAGAACUUUGUGAAGGACCAUUUCUUACCAGCUAUGAUGGUAGAUUACAGAAAGUGUGUCCAGCAAGCUAUAUCAAGUCCAGCUGCAUUUCGGCCACGAGCACAUGCUGCCACCUCUUAUACUUCAUCAAUUGAAAAGGGACGGCCUGUGUUACAAGGUCUUUUGGCUAUAGAUUUCUUAGCAAGAGAGGUUAUUGGUUGGGCUCAAGCAAUGCCUAAAUUUGCUGGUGAUCUUGUGAAGUACGUGCAGACUUUACUUGAACGAGCAUAUGAAAGAUGUCGGACUUCAUACACAGAGGCUGUUCUGGAGAAGCAAAGUUAUAUGCUCAUUGGGAGGCAUGAUAUAGAGAAUCUAAUGCGGUGUGAUCCUGCCAGUGCAUGCUUACCAAAUUCAUUUGGUCAGUCAAACAUGAAAAACCUUGCUUCUGACACUAAUAAUCAUGAGGUAGAAACGGAAAUGAGUGACUUGUUAAUGAACUUGAGGCCUAUCAAGCAGGAGAAUCUAAUUCGUGACGAUAACAAACUCAUACUGUUAGCCUCCCUCAGUGAUUCAUUGGAGUAUGUUGCUGACUCAAUUGAAAGGCUUGCAAAAAUAUGCACUGGGGCAUCUAACUAUGUAGAAGAAACUACCAAGCCGAAAGCACCACGUCAUGUUCAAACAAAUAGUGGAGUGCCUAAAGAUCUGGAAACAUUUGCUGAAGAAUAUAGAAAACUGGCAAUUGAUUGUCUUAAGGUUUUACGUGUAGAGAUGCAAUUGGAAACAGUUUUCCAUAUGCAGGAAAUGGCUAAUAGAGAAUACUUGGAGGACCAAGAUGCAGAGGAGCCUGAUGAUUUUGUUAUUUCAUUAACCGCACAGAUAACACGCAGAGAUGAGGAAAUUGCCCCUUUUGUUGCUGGAAUAAAGCGGAACUAUAUCUUUGGUGGAAUAUGUAGUAUAGCAGCAAAUGUGUCCAUCAAGGCUUUGGCUGAUAUGAAAUCCAUCAAUCUUUUUGGAGUUCAGCAGAUAUGUCGGAAUUCAAUUGCAUUAGAGCAGGCACUGGCUGCUAUCCCGUCAAUUGACAGUGAAGCUGUACAGUCCAAGCUUGAUCGUGUCCGGACUUACUAUGAACUGUUAAACAUGCCAUUUGAAGCCUUGCUUGCCUUCAUUUUGGAGCACGAGCACUUGUUCACACCUCCAGAGUACAAUAAUCUUCUUAAAGUUAAGGUCCCCGGAAGGGAGAUUCCCGUUGACUCACAAGAUCGGCUGACGGAGAUUUUGGGCCAUUAGCCUUUUCCCAAAAUGAGGAUUGCAGAUUGAUCUUUUCCAUGUAGCGGAAUAUCAGAGGCUCUUUGCAUUGGCUGGCAAUCUGGGUACUUAAAAUGUUCUUUCUAAAUGGUGGAUGCUAGGGGUGGUGGGAGAAGCCAUUUCCAUCAGAAGUUUUUCCCAUAUGCUUGUCACCAGGCUCUGGUAAAUUUUUUUGAGCGUGUUAUUGAAAGUGCGACAUUGGUUAAAUUUGACAUCAUAAUUCUAUUCAUUUUGUAGUAUCAAUUUUGUGUCCCCUGUUUCCAUGUAGAGGAUCCAUGAGGCCUUAUAUUUGGUGGUUGUCAGGAACAAGUCAAAAAGUACAUAUUGUAAAUCUCUGAUUGAUUGUUUACCUGUAAAUUAGUUGUGUUAAUAGUCAGAAAUUUGUUAUUCUAUUUUCUGUAAUUCGGAGAU